This is a messenger RNA of Phytomonas sp. EM1, 909 nucleotides long. The record is from the annotation of a GenBank genome assembly. Lineage: Eukaryota; Euglenozoa; Kinetoplastea; Trypanosomatida; Trypanosomatidae.
AUGCCCCUCACGGCAACCGGGAUGCGGGCGAUGAUGCGGCAGCUCGCCAAGGUGCGCUCACAGCCUCUCGACGGCAUGCACCUCUACCCUUCAGAGGAUCUCAGCGUGCUGCGCUUCGACCUCGACGGCCCGGAGGGCACGCCCUUCUCAGAGGGCCGUUUCCAUGUCUGCCUCGUCUUCGACGAGCGCUACCCUGAGGUCCCGCCGAGUGGGUACUUUCGCACGAAGAUAUUUCACCCCAACGUCUCCGAUCGUGGGGAGAUCUGCGUGAAUGCGCUCAAAAAGGAUUGGAACCCACAGAUCGGUCUGCAGCACAUUAUGCUUGUGAUUCGCUGCCUGUUAGUGGAGCCGAACCCGGAGAGCGCACUCAACGAGGAGGCCGGACGGCUGCUCCUCGAGGACUACUCCUCCUACGAGCGAAAGGCGCGGAUGCUCACGAGCAUUCACGCCAAGCGUCCGCCAGGGGUUCCUCGCAUUACCCACCCCGAUGAGGCCCCGAAAAGACGUCCAACCUCCUCCACAACGCCUUAUACGGCCUCGAACGAGCAUGAUCAUUUUGUCAGGAGUAUGGAGGGCGCGGAUCAUCUCGCGGCGUGUGGGCCUUUCGAUACGGAAGGGAGUUCCAAACCCCAGGUCGCAACCGCCUCCAUCGCAGGUCCUCUUGACGACCCGCACGCGGAACUCCCUCACCCCCUCCGCAGCCUAGAAGGUAACAACGCGUACUUCGCAAGUGGGAAAGGAAAAGACGACGAGGUGAAGGCUGGAGGGGUGAGCGCGGUGGUGCGAGGGUCGGGCGAGCAUGGUGGGGCCGGUUGUAGCGCGAGCCCCGCGAUGAUGGAGCUGCACUCGGCCAAGGCUGCACAGAAGAAGACGACGGAUAAGAAAAAAGCCGCGUUGCGAAGGAUCUAA